Malus domestica (apple) is the source of this 1066-nucleotide messenger RNA. Lineage: Eukaryota; Viridiplantae; Streptophyta; Magnoliopsida; Rosales; Rosaceae. The record is from RefSeq and is a predicted model, not a curated record.
AUGUCCAUACUUGAGGAUGCAGUUGUUAAGAAUUUGCGAUGUGAUAACGGUUGUUUCAAACCCGGAACAAUGGCUCAAUUUGAAACUGCUAUUAAUUUGAAAUGUCCUAAUGCCAAUAUAAAGGCAGUUCCACAUAUUGAGUCCAAAAUGAGGAGGUGGAAAAAAGAUUAUGCAAUAGUUUAUGACAUGGUUAAUAAAACUGGUUUUGCAUGGAAUGAUGUACGAAAGUGUAUUGAGGUUGAUAGCAAUGAAGUAUGGCAGUCUUAUGUGAAGGUUAACAAAGAAGUACAGGGCUGGCUAGGAAAAUCGUUUCCAUUGUAUGACAGAUUGAAUGUUAUUUUUGGGAAAGACCGAGCAAUUGGAGUAGGAGCUGCAACUCCUACUCUGAUGAUGAAUGAGCCUGAGCACAUUAAUGAAGAUGAAGAUGAAGAUGAGGUGGAGACUAGUUAUCCUUCUGUUGCUCAACGGUCAAGCAGUUCAAGUACCCGGAAAAGGAAGAGAGCUGCUAAUGAUAAUGAUCUUGCUGUGGCAUUUAAAGAAAUGCUUUCUGAAUCAGUGGAUAAGUUGGGUGAAGUUUUACAAGCUGCUUUUGGGAAAGGAGUGGAUCCAAAACUUGAGAUUGCUUCAGAAUUGUCAAAGAUGGAUUUGUCUAUUGAGGAUCAAAUCAAGGCACUAAAUAUUCUUUUCGAAAAGCCACAGAAUGAGAGGACAUUCUUGUCUUUGGAUGGUGCAAUGAAAAAAGCUUUCGUACUCAUGUUACUUGGACAAAGUAACCGCAAUUGACAUUUCAAACCAACAACAAUAUAUUUUGUUAAAAGCAGCAUGCAUAUCUUUUAUUAAAAGCUGCAGCAUGCAUAUAUUUUGUUAAAAGCAGCAUGCAUAUGUUUUGGCUAUUUGGACAAACUGUUUCUUACUGAAACCAACUUGCAUUUGUAUAUUUUAUGAACUUGAAUAUGUGGUUGGAUUAUAUAAUGUAACGAUUGUAGUUGUUUUUUGUGAACCUUCUUUUAUGUUAUUGGAAAAUAUUUUGAAUUUGAUGUAUGGAAUUUACUAUUUUUCUUUGUUA